Salvelinus sp. IW2-2015 is the source of this 1383-nucleotide messenger RNA. Its product is annotated as fMet-Leu-Phe receptor-like. Gene Ontology annotation, molecular function: G protein-coupled receptor activity; complement receptor activity. Gene Ontology annotation, biological process: positive regulation of cytosolic calcium ion concentration; complement receptor mediated signaling pathway; inflammatory response. Gene Ontology annotation, cellular component: plasma membrane. Lineage: Eukaryota; Metazoa; Chordata; Actinopteri; Salmoniformes; Salmonidae. The record is from RefSeq and is a predicted model, not a curated record.
AAUGACUUGCGGUUGGGGGCCACAUCAUUUAGACAUGCACACACAGACACACGCACACAGACACACUCACACACACACAGGAAAGACAGAGAAGAUAGUGAGGAUUGUCUGUAAACUAAAGACACACAGCUUAGAACUAUGAACCUCCACGCUUUGUUCAACCUCUGAAGCUCAACAUGCUGGACAGCUACUACUGAAGCAUCUCAGCUCAUAGAAUGACACCAAACGCCACACUUCCGUUCGUCCUCGUCACCUCAGCCGCCCGAGAUGACAAAGCCAAGGUGGUGGACAUCGAGGCCAUCAUGAACAACUUAAUCAUUGUCCUUUACACGCUGACCAUUGUAUUGGGCACCACGGGCAACUCUGUAGUCAUCUGGGUGGCAGGCUUCAAGCUCAAGCCCACCGUCACCAAUGUGUGGCUGGUCAACCUGGCCGUGGCCGACCUCAUCUUCUGCRUGAGCCGUGUGCUCUCGCUGACCAAGAAGCUCUUCUUCAACUACUGGCCGUUCGGCAUCUUCUUAUGCAAGUUCAAUGGCUUCUUCAAGUAUGCCAACAUGUUCUGCAGUGUGUUCCUGCUCGCCGUCAUCAGCAUGGACCGCACGCUCUGUGUCUGGCACCCCGUCUUUACCAAACGGCGUAGGACGAUCUGCGCCGCCCGCCUGGUGAGCGCCGGCGUGUGGGCWGUGGCGGCCAUUUUGAGCGCCCCCUACUUCACCUACCGCCAGGUUUACCCCGGCAAGAACAACCUGAGCAGGUGCUCGCUAGAUGUCAAGGAGUCAACGAAAGGUGCUAACAGCGCUAAGCUAGCGCUCUACCUAAUGCGCUUCCUAUGCGGUUUCCUGCUUCCUUUCCUCAUCAUCCUCUGCUGCUACAUCCUAGCAGGGUUAGGCAUCCGACGCACCCGCCUGUUGGGCAAGUCACGUCCCCUUCGUAUCUUGGCAUCGCUGGUCUGUGCCUUCUUCCUGUGCUGGGCGCCCUACCACUGUCUCCUACUGGUCAAGAUGGUGAACAGCAACAGUAAGGUGGUGAAGGUGGGGCUGACAGGGGCCACAGGCUUUGCCUACUUCAACAGUUGUGUGAACCCGCUGCUGUACUUCUGUAUGGGGUUGGACAUGAGAGGGUCGAGGUUCAGGCAGAGCUUAGCGGGGGUGUACCGCAGAGCACUAGCCGAUGACAGAGAUGGUCGCUCCACGCAGUCCAACGAGCGCACAGUGGACGAUAGCUCUGGCUCUGCAUCACGACUUGCAAUGGUGAAUGUGGCCAACGUCAGUCUCAAGUGAAUGUGGCCAAAGUCUCAGGGAAGUCACAUUUGGUAUGAGGAGAAGUUUCUGUCCUUAAUAGUUUACAGGCUAGUUAUCCCUGAAUAGCUGAAAAGCUUGUGUA